UUCUGAGGAGAGAGGGCGUUCGCCAUCUUGAAAAUUAGUGUUGUGAUUCGAAAUUUUAAAAAUAAAAUUAACAGUGACGUGUUGUGUUUUGUGAUUAUAAUCGAUUUGUGUGUGUCUUAUAAGUUUGGACGGGGUGAAUUUUUUCGGGUGGUGGAUACUACAAAAGAUAAAUUUUAUUGCGGACAUAAAGAUUGGCGAUGAAGAGGCGUUGGCAUCAGUUAUAAAGCUGAUGUAAAAUGACACGGGGCUGAUGGUUUAAAAUACUUCACGAGAUAACCAUACCGAUGGUACCAAAACUAAAACCGCCGAGUUGACAGUUACCGAUGCCAAAUACAGUGGUACCGGUAACCUGGUACCACAAUUUCCGAUGCUCGAUGAAACCAAUGCCACGUCAGAAAAAGGAGAUGGCGAUAGGGUGAACGAAAGCGAAACGAAAGAAGCGAAAGAGACAAAAAGUGUUUCGUUCAAUCGUGACGUACACGUUAAGAGAUUCGGUAAACCGCGGGAAUCGCGGGGUGCCUCAGUCGAACAAACAAGAAAAGAACCAUUCACACAUUUGUCUAAAGAAGAACUAAUAGAAGAAGCUAACAAAGUCAGAGCGCAAGCAGAAAGCGUCACGUGCACGGCUGAUCAUCCGCCAGAGAAAUUCUACUCUCUACCACAUAGAAGAAAAUUCAAAGAAGAAAGAAUCGGAAGGAGGAAUAGUGACGACGGCGCCGAAACAAAAACUAACUUAGGAAGAUCUACCAGCGAUGUGAACCCAAAAAAGAAAAAAGAAAGAACAUCAUUGUCAACAUUGUUCCGACGAGCUCAAAGAACUAAAAGUCCUGAUGCUCCGGUAGCUGUUACGUCGAAACCUAUAGUAGUAGUCAAAAGAAGCAAGAGUGACGUCACAGAUCUUAAAUCUAACACCAAUUUAAGUAACCAGACUAAACCCAUACGCAAAAGAUCUGGUAGUGAAACAGAGGAGUUUCUAAAAUCUUUAAGAAACAAAAAAUCACAAUUAUCGCCUAUCAUAGAAAGUUCACCAAGGGAAGACUACUUCAAGAAAACCCCUCCACUGGAAGUGUUUCAAAAGCAAAAGUUAACCAAGAAGGAAAGUAAUAAGUCUGAGGAUCAAAAUUCGUCAAGUGAAAGUAAAAAAGUUAAUCCUAUCGAAAAACCUCCCAGAUAUAAAACACCUGAUAAACAAGAGCCCAAACCUCCUGUAAGAACUAAACGUGGCAAGUCUUUAGAGAAAGAAAAGGAAAAGUCACCGUCUUUAACAGACACUCCAAAACGUAAAACUGAAGUAAAGAAGACCCUAUUAGUAGAUGAAAUAGAUUCAAUAAAAGCUAAAGAUAUAAACCCUGUUGAACUCAAGGAUAGAAUUAAAGAAAGUAUAAGGAAGAUCGAAGAAAACGUAUAUGGAAGCAAAGAAAUGAUACACAGUAGUCAACAACCCCCUGAUAAGCCACCGCUGACAAGGGGGCAUACAGUGGAUCAUAUUGUAAGAAUAUUAAAAGAAGACCAAUUUUCACCUCCACCCAAAUCCCAUCUAAUUUCACCAACCAACGGUACUAACGUUAACCAGCCAUUCUCUUAUAUUAAACCUAGUGUAAGUCCUGAUCCAAAUUUAUUUAUAAGGAGUACCAGCCCAGAGCAUCCGCCGUCUCCAGUCAACAAAAUGAUGGAUAAAGGCGUAGUUUAUGCGCAAGUUGUGAAAGACAAUGGAGAAGUCGGAAAUAACGGAAUAGGAAAACAGACCAUUCAUAAAACUUACUCGCCGUCAAGAGACAAAUAUGGUAACUUUUCCGAUGAAGAUGAAGGUUUUGGAUAUGAGGAAAGACAUAAAAAUUCUAUUAAUCGGUUCGAUCACAGUCCUACAUUUAAAAAUGAAACUCAGAACUAUAACAGCAUAGAAGGUUACAACAUAACUGAUUCUCCUAUAAGACCUAGAUAUAGAGAGUAUAAGCUGAAAAGUUUUGAAGAUUAUGAACCAGAGCCCACUUAUGCCAACGAAUAUCCUUCUCACAAAGAUAAAUCACGUGAUUUUAUUGACAGCUACAGGGGACGAGGCGAUGGCAUGGACACUAAGAAAAAAAAUUAUGAAUCCGACAACAAAAUUGAUUUAGACUUCAAUGAAUUAAGUCAUAGACGUAAACUUCUGGAAUCCAGGAUCAAUGCCCGAAGAAUCGAUCUAUCGGAAAGAAUUAAAACUGAAGAACCUAUAUCGCGGUAUUUGGCUGAGCCCGACCCUAUUUAUGAAGCCGAAAAAAGGCGUAAAGCAACUGAAAAAUAUGUAAAUGAGACAGCAAGAUAUUAUAGGCAAACCUUAGAAAGAGAUGGUUUUGCUGAGAGUACAUUCAAUGAGGAUUAUAGUAGAUAUGACAGCGAUAAUAAAAAAAUAAAAUAUGAUUCUGAAUCAAGGACAUUCCAACAAGUGCCAAAAGGCGAAUUAGACCGCCGUGAAUAUAUCGACAGACUAGACCCUGACACAAAAAACAGAAAGGAAAACAAAGAUUUUCCACCUGAACCUGAAUACGAACCGCCAAGUCUUGAGUUUACGCCAAAGCCUGUUACACCUGACGAGUAUAAAGAGAAGAAAUACAAAGUAAAAAAGAAUGGAAUUUCUAGUCAUGACGUGGCACAUUCAGGCCACCAAAAGUAUAAAAUAAAGGAUAGUUGGUUUGGGAAACGUAAAGGCCAUUACGCGUCAAAUCCUGAGAUUGCACAAGAAAGAGAAGAAGAGUAUGCCAACAUUCGAUCACAAGCAAAACAUGCUGAGUCUUACCAUAAUUCUUUGCGCCGCGCGAAAAAUAAGGAAAAGUAUCAUAAAGAAGACUUCAGUAUAAGAAGACAUGGGUCUGGUGAUAGCAGAGACUACUAUCGCGAUGAUAAAUCUCCACGACGAUACGAUAUAGACAACCGUCUUGUUGAUUCUGGAAUCGAGAAUGACUUCCGUAAGGAUUCAAGCGGAGAACUUAACAGAAGUAGGUAUAGAAGGCACGAUAGUGAUGAUGAUGUUAGAGAUGUUUCUCUGUUCCUGGCAAGUGAGAGAAGACAUACCGAAGAUAACUAUCCCAGUGAGCAAAUUUACGCUAACGGUGAAUAUUUGACGCGAUUCAAAGAAUAUCGGGAUGAACGCUACAGCAAAGAUUAUUCUAGAGAUAGAAGUAUAGAUAGCGUAUCGCGUUUGGGACCUAAGGAUGACAGAUUUGAUAAGAGUCCGAGCGGACACGAUGACAAAGUCAGUGCGAAACCACCGAAGGCUGCUAAGAAGCUUUCUGGACUUGAGAAGAUGAAACAGCUAUUCUCUCGCGACUCUUCAAAGAAGAGCAAGAAAGAGAAGGAAGUAGUCCAGCCGAAGACUCGCACCAGGGUUCUCAAGAGCCCAGAACAUCUUGCCAGAGAUGACUCUGAAUACAGAAGGUACACGGAUCCAGAACCAAGUGAUAUCAUUGUAAAGAAGAUAGACUACAACUGCGAAGCAGACGAGAGGAGAUACAGAGGGUCGAGGGAGAGUCUGGACAAAUACAGGAGUUCAGACCGAGAGACUGACGGCAAGCGGAGGGAGAAAGAGUUUGAUACCAGAUAUGACAGGAAUCUAACAGAAGAGCGGCGCUACACAGAUCAUAAAGAUGGGAGGCGGUUCUACUCUUCAGACCGGGAUAGCGACCAGCAGUCGAGACCCUCGGAUGCUGAGAGCGACCUGAGGAAGUCCAGAUCAAGAACAGCUGGUCCAUUAGACUCUCCCGCUUUGGCUGAACGUUACCGCGAGCGACGAAGGCUGGCAACUCCGAGCCCCACCCCCUCCCCUCCGCGCCGGCCCGCGCCGCCGGCGACCUCUGCCGGCAACUGGUUCAAGUCUCUCGACAGACUGACUUCUAGAAAGCGAGGGAAAAAUACUAAGGUUGAAAAAGACAGCGUCAUCAGAACUGAGGACGAAACCAGAAAGGCCUGGUCAAAACCUUCUAAACCCCUGAACUCACCUGCUAAAAACCUGCGCUUCUUCGGCGACACCGACCAAGACUCCGACGCCAAUGUGAAGUCUUCAGUCAAAAAAACCCACGUGAAACCUCACGCUACUCUCCGAAAGACUGUCUCAAACUCCAGCACCGGCCUAGACGAGGUCGACCACAGCGAGCUAUCAAACAAAAGCUACUCACUCUCCAACUUGCACAGAGUAGACAAGAGUGAAUCGCCUCGAAACAGACAAUAUUACAAGAGAAACCUCCAGAACAUAUCAGAAAUUCAUAGCAAUUCUGAUAACGAAAGCCAGUUUGAUAGACACGUGAACAAAAAGCCGCCAAUAAGUCCAUACGAUAGGUCCAGGAGUCAUAGCAGCUCGAAGACCCUGAAAGGGAGUAAGAGUGAUGUGAGGAGACACGGGAGGGAGGAGCGUGGUAGCUCUUCUGAGCUUAGAGGUAGCAAGCAGGACCUCAGCAGAGAUUUGAAGCAUCGGAGACGCGUGGCGGCCGCCCCGUCGGGCGAGAGCAGCACGGAGGGGGAGUCCAGCCACCAGUCCCAGCAGUCGCAGCGCAGCGUGGUCUACUUACAUGCUACUACUGUCGGAGAUAUCCCGGAUCCAGGACGUCUCACACGCAACCGCUCCCGGGACGACGUGUCCUCAGUGAAUUCCUCCAACAUUCAAGUCAGGAGCACCACGAAAAGCUUCUCCAUCUUCGCACCCUGGACUCCGAAGCACUACUCCGACCAACACGACGUCCACUACGCCCAAAGGCCCAGGAAACCCAGACCGAAAGAGAGCUUCAAGAAAUCAUCGUCUAUCAAAAACCUGAGUGAAGAGAGACCUUCGUUGCAGAAGAACAAGUCUUACAGCCAGACGACUUUGACAAGAAGACCAAGAGAGAACAGCAGAUUGACAAGUUCCAGCACGACUUUGUACAGAAACCCGGACAAACGCAAAGAUUUAGACCAAAAUACACUUAAAAGUGCUAUCCCGCUUACACGUAAAAGUGUAACGAGGGAUAGGAAGAGUCAGUCAAACGAAAUCCUUAACAGGGAUAGUCGUGAUAGGGUCUCCAGAUCGAUUUCGAUGCCUAAAGACAAUAAUAAAAAGGCUGGUUGGUUUAAAUUGACAAAUAAAAAUAAGAAACAAGAGAUCAAUACUAGAGUUCGCUAGGUUGAUGAUGUACGUACGUUCUUUUAAAAUUUACAUUAUCUGAGUGUUGUCUCGAAUAAAUUGAAUCUACUUAAAGCUCUUUGAGACUGUGUUAGUUAAAUCAAACCGUCUUCAUCUUCUCUUCAAAAUUUUAAAACCCAAAGAUGGCCCAUGUAUAUCUAAUUCACAUAUUACCAAAUAUUUCUCUGAAACUUGGUGUGUCUUCAAGUCUCAGGGAAAUAUUUAUGAACUAUCUUUUAGCACAUAUUUUACAGCAGUUGCAACCAAAAGAGCAAAGAAAUUUAAAUUUGUUGGAGGCAACACCGAAGUAGGUCCAAAUAUAUUUAAAAAAAUCGAACUAGGUAUUGCUGUAUUUGUCUUAUACAAGCGUUUAAUACAGGAUGGCGAUACAAAAUGGCCGUCGUUGCUGAGAAUGUGGUGUAGUCUUUUCCUUUUGGAAAAUCCGUCCAUUUUAUGUAAUAGAGUUUGGUGCUAUAUUUUAAGAAAUUAACAGUAAUUUGGAUAUUUUGUACGUAUUUUAGUGCCAUUGACCACUUUUAUAAUGUUACCAUUAGCAUCGAUUUGACAAUUUUUGAAAGGUCGACAGUCUUUUUUUAAUUACUUUCCCAUAAAAACUUUAGUUGCACGAAUUCACGUACAGGUCUAUUACAGAAAUAUUUUUUCAAUCUUAAGCUAUAAUAAAAUUGGCGAUUUGUUUUUCAUAAUCACUUUUCCUUAAGUUAUCACCUAUUAGUAAAAAUAAUCAGACCCCUUACCGUAGUCAUUCGUGUUGCUUUUUUAUGAGUUAUAAUUGUUAUACACACGUAUAAAGAAAUUUAUUCUCGACCUUUUGAAAAUUGAGCAUAAAUAAAUAGUCAUAUUUUUUUUAGUUAUGCCUAAUAAAUCGCUUACCGUACUAAUAGAACUUAUAUAAUAAAAUACUUAGCUUUGAUAUGUUUGAAUUAUCAUUUUCUUUUUUCUUUUUCAAUAAAUACUUUUAUAUUGUAAUCAUAAAAAUAUAAUAGAUAGGUACUUACUUACAUAAAAU
Messenger RNA from Amyelois transitella, 6152 nucleotides. RefSeq lists its product as uncharacterized. The record is from RefSeq and is a predicted model, not a curated record. Bases 368 to 5125 code for a protein of 1585 amino acids. NCBI's taxonomy places the organism in Eukaryota, Metazoa, Arthropoda, Insecta, Lepidoptera, Pyralidae. The transcript is spliced from 12 exons.